Setaria italica (foxtail millet) is the source of this 1741-nucleotide messenger RNA. RefSeq lists its product as uncharacterized. Gene Ontology annotation, molecular function: protein binding. The record is from RefSeq and is a predicted model, not a curated record. Bases 245 to 1474 code for a protein of 409 amino acids. The transcript has 3 exons. Lineage: Eukaryota; Viridiplantae; Streptophyta; Magnoliopsida; Poales; Poaceae.
CCCUCAGCAAAUCGACCUCAGCAAAUUUUGCCGAAUCCUUUUCACCUUGCCUUGCCGCCGCCGCCCCUCUCCCCCCAGCUGCUCCACCUCCCCGCCGCGUUAGCCCCGCACUCUCCUGCCGCCACGCUUUUCCGCCCGUGCUCCUCUCCCCCGCCUGGAGCUCUCACCCCCGCGCUCGCGUUCCGGCUCAAUCCGACGCACUCAUCCAGUCCAGUCCUACGGAGCACAGCUUCAAUUGUUCCAGAUGAGUGAGGGUUUGAUGCGCCGCCGCCGCCGCCUCUCGUCGCCGGCGCCCUUGCCGGACGAUGACGACCUCCUCCGGGAGAUCUUCCUCCGCCUCCCACCGCGGCCGUCCUCCCUCCCCCGCGCCUCCCUCGUCUGCAAGCGCUGGGGCCGCCUCGUCUCCGAUCCCCAAUUCCUCCGCCGCUUUCGCGCAUUCCACGGCCUCCGGCCACACCCCCCGCUUCUCGGCUUCUUCUCCGGCGGCCUCGAAGGCGUCGCCGACUUCACCCCGACGCUGGACCCGCCCGACCGCGUGGACCCCUCGCGCCUCUCCUUGCAGGCGCCGCGCCGCGGCGAGCUCUAUAACUUCCUCGGCUGCCGCCACGGCCUCGCUCUCAUCCUCAACCUGACGCGCCUCGAGAUCAUCUUGUGGGAUCCUGUAGCCCGAGACCAUCGCCGCGUGGCCGUUCCGCCAUCGUGGUUCAACAACGAAGACCCACGCUCGACCAUCCGCAAUGCCGCGCUGGUUUGCGACGGCCACCACACCGGCCGAUUGCCACUAGAAGCCUUCAAGGUGAUCUUGUUACGCAGUGAUGAUGUGCCGCGUGAUGCUGAUCCGAAGGUGUUCGGCUCCCUCUAUGAAUCCAGCACUGGUGUGUGGAACGACCUCAUCUCCACAUCGAUCUCGGCGCCGCUUUCAAUGCUAAGUCCUAGCGUCCUGGUUGGGAAUUCACUUUGCUGGUUUCUUAAUGGGUGUGGGAAGCGUGGCAUUCUUGUGUUUGAUUUGGCUAAGCGCAAUCUAGCUCAGAUUGAUACCCCGGUGGACGCACACAUUGCAACAGAUUCACGCUUUCAGAUAUUGCGGAUGGAGAGUGGCGAACUUGGCUUCGCCAUUUUGUCAGGCGCGAGCAUGCAACUAUGGGAGAGGAAUGCCAGUUCCAACGGUGGUGUCAGAUGGAUGCUUCAGAAAACCAUAGAACUGGACAAGCUCCUUUCAUUGAGGUCACCGAUUCAUGGACCGUGGACAGUAAUACAUGGAUAUGAUGAGGAUAGUCAUGUGAUUUUUGUAUCAGUAGAUCUUGAAGUCUUCAUGAUCCCACUCAAGUCACUGCAGUUCAAGCAUCUUUUUAGGACCGAUUUCAUGACCACCUAUCAUCCCUACACAGGUUUCUAUACUACAGGCAGGGAUACUGGCAGUGGAAAUGUUGGAUUUGACACUUUGAAUAGCACUUUAGACUUUCCUCGGAUCUGAUAACUUCAGUUGACUGAGCAGAUCAAUUCACCGAGAUCGGAGUUGCCCAGCCCAAGAUUAAGAAAUCGCCAGGAUUCAGUUUCAUUGUUUCUUUAUGCUCUUAGACUUUAAUUUACCGUUGUCUUUCGUGUGGGAAUAUGGCAUUCUAGCCUUCGUUUACUGUGGAGUGGACCUAUUUAUCUGUCAUCAACAUUAGAUUGUCAACUAAGGUUGUUUGCUUCAAUUAACCUGCCUACCAAUUAUCACAGAGUUUCUGUGGUCGAUAUU